CAUGCACCCACCCUAUCGAGGCCAUAUAAGACGUUAGCCACUAACCACUGGUGCCACCCCCAUUCACAUUCACAUCUACUUUUAGCAAACGGCGGAGUGAGCGAAGCUCACAAGAGCCAAGGACAACGUCGGUCAUGUCGAACCCGGAGGGCAGCAGACCGGCACUGACAACGUGGUAUGACCGUAAAGAGUUUGUUAUGGUCGACUUCAACGUGGGAGAGAGUCGCGAUGUGAACGUGGAGUUCCAGGAUUACAAGAUCAUAUUCAGCUGCGUGGCUGGUGAUGACAACAUACGCUACUACAAUGAGAUCGACCUUUAUGAGAAGCUCAUACACUUGGACUGUCGUUUCAAGGUCUUUGAUCGCCACAUUCACUGCACGCUGAGGAAGGCCAAAGGGGCGAUUGAUUGGAUACGUCUCACCAAAGACAAAGAAAAGCCCCCCUGGCUGAGCACCGACUUCGACAACUGGCGGGACUGGCGGGAAGAGAAUGACGAGGGGAUGGCGCGCUACGUCGACUUCCAGAAGACGCUCAAAGAGAUAACAAACAAAAACAGGGUAGUUCCGACAAUGGAUGAUUUGGACGAUGAUGAUGAAGAUGUAUUAUCGACACAGGCUUCAGAUGAGUUCCCUGAUCUUCCAAAGUUGGAGUGAGACUGGGAUGAAAAGAAAUCUGAAAUCGAGGACUUGAGGUGUUUGGGGGAGUCAGAAGUUGGUUGUGGGGAUUAGGCUAGAGGAAGUGGAAUGAGAACAAUGAAUUUUGUCCACGAUUCUACCUGUGUGCUCAACGCUGAACAGCUUUGUGUGAAGUCAAAAUGUCUCUCAGUGACAACUGGAAAGUAUAUAUCUCUGUGUUUUAGGUCCUGCUACAAAUAACGGUUGAAUAUGUUAACAUCUGAUAUGUAAAUAGAGUACGUUAAUAAAUUUAUACGUAAAAAUGCAUACCAGAAGUGUUUUUUUUUAUGUACUACAAUAAGUGUUGUGGUAUGAAUACGUGUUUUUAAAUACUAUUAGAUAUGUGUACACCACAUAUGCAAACGUGAAGGGAGUACUUGCCUUCUGUUGUGUGGAGCAAUAUUUUUCUUACUGUGAUUAAUUUAAAGUCCCGCUGUAAUUAAAUACACCUUCGGUUUACAUGAAUCGUCAUAUACAUUCUUCA
Molecule: messenger RNA, 1158 nt
Organism: Petromyzon marinus (sea lamprey)
Lineage: Eukaryota; Metazoa; Chordata; Hyperoartia; Petromyzontiformes; Petromyzontidae
Product: prostaglandin E synthase 3-like
Biological process (GO): protein folding; chaperone-mediated protein complex assembly
Cellular component (GO): cytosol; nucleus
Molecular function (GO): Hsp90 protein binding; protein-folding chaperone binding
Source: RefSeq, a predicted model, not a curated record